AGAAGAAAAAGAACCAUAGAAACGAUUAAACAAAGAUGGCGGCCUCAGCUGCUGUGUUCUACUGCACUUUAAACCUAUUCUGUUUAUUUCUCUUGUUUACGGCCGUCACUACAAACGAAAAUACAACGAGCUACAACUUGAAUACGACUGUGUUUGGUGACCAGAACGUCACAUAUAACGUUACGGACAAUUAUGCAACUACACAGUUUGACUCAACCCCAACACCGAUCUACAGCAGCACAGAGGAGGUUCAGCCGACCCUGCCCACUGAGCCCCUGCCCGUCUCCGGCCGCCUGCUCACUCCUGUCACCAACGUUGACAGGUUGUGUCCCUGUGACGAGCACAAGGACGUGUGUGACAUCAACUGCUGCUGUGACAGAGAGUGUAGUGAGGAGGUGGCUCUGUUCACCGGCUGCUCGGUGGACACUGUCAGUGGCAACAAGCAGCUGUGCAGCCAUGAUGUAGCGUCCUAUUCUUUAGGGAGUGCAAUAGAUGGCUACUCAGAGCUACAGUCGUCUGUCCAGAAGGAGACUAAUUAUGACAUCUUCUGCAUUCAGUCACAGAACCGUGUUGAUGGAUUAUCUCAUCCCUCACCCGCUCUUCCAACUGACAGCAACUUUGACUCGCUCUUUAAACAAUUUACCAGCUUCGUUUUCGGCUCAGAGGAGAGCAGUGGUCAGGUGUCCACUGCAGAGCUCCAGGCCCUGUCUGGAUACCAGUAUGGGGAUGUGAUGGUGACAGCAGGAGUGAGUGGACAGAGAGGGAUGUUCUGGCUGCCAGCUCCUGGUGUCACUGCUGACUGUAUGGACACAAGUCCUGCAGCAUUCCUAAAGGAUCAGAGCAAUCUGUGUUCCCGGCGUGUGGUCCUGAAGCAGGACUGUAGCACUCUGCUAGCCCUCAGCAUGGACACCUACACUAACAUCCAGCUCUUUGUUGGGAGGAAUAAAGAUACAGCAGUUGUUCCUGUGGAGGUGGCUUCAGUUGUCCUGCAGUCUGUAGAUGGGACUCAGACUGAGCUACAGAUCAGUGGUGGAGAAAACCUCAACCCCGUUCUCCUGAACCCCAUCCUCUGUGAAAAUGUGGUGUUGAAGGUUGUCUAUGUAAUUAAGUACAACCCAGCUGGGGAGAUAGUGACUGUGACGGUGUCUCUGGUGCUUGGAUUUGUCCAUGAAGCAGCGCUGCCCCUGGAACAGGAGUUUCAUAUCACAUUUGUCCAGGAGAAUGGGGAGGAGGUGGCUGUCCAAUACAGUGGAAAUCCAGGUUAUGUGGUUGGACUACCUCUUGUGUCUGGAACCAGAACAGCAGACGGGAUUGCUAGAAGCGUAGACCCCAGAGACACACUGUCUCUUCUCCACAGCGCUGAGGACCAGGACUGUCUGCAGGGACCACGUCAGCGCUCCCCUGUCCUGUUCGGUCUGGACUCUGUGUCCGGCUGCACAUUAAGACUGGAGGACGCUGCCAACUGCUCCCUGGUCUUUCAGGCGCUUCUGGGUGUUCUGAGAGGACCAAACUAUCCCCAGUAUGUGGCUUCCUUUGGAAACUCCCCGUUAGACUAUCCACUGGACUGGGUGCCAGUCAAGAACAACUUCAAUAGCCGGGAAGCACAGAGUUGCAGCAUCCCAUUGUCACUUCAUUUAGAAAUUGAAUGGACUAAAUAUGGAUCUUUGGUGAACCCCCAAACUCAGAUUGUGAGCAUCAAAGAAGUAAUCCAAACCAACACUAGCAGUUUGGCCCUGUUGUCUGGAGGCAGCGGCCUCCUGUCAAUCAGGAGCUCAGUGGCCUUCGUACCAGCUUCUGCUGCUGCUCUUCCUGGUUACCGAGCCACGCCCACCAUCAACGCCAAACUACCCUUUGACUUCUUCUUCCCUUUCGUCUGAACAGUCCACUCACCAGUGUACAGUAACAUUUACCGUACACACUGGUAUGUGGCGUUUCUGACAGCAAGCACUGUUUGUAUGAUCCAUCUGUUACUGUAUAGUGUGUCAAUAAUAUAUAUGUUUUGUAACAAGAUUUUUUAAUAAAUGACAUUUUUUACACAA
Siniperca chuatsi (mandarin fish) is the source of this 2039-nucleotide messenger RNA. It is a transcript of the gene tctn1, whose product is annotated as tectonic family member 1. The transcript has 14 exons. Gene Ontology annotation, biological process: protein localization to ciliary transition zone; cilium assembly. The record is from RefSeq and is a predicted model, not a curated record. Gene Ontology annotation, cellular component: MKS complex. NCBI's taxonomy places the organism in Eukaryota, Metazoa, Chordata, Actinopteri, Centrarchiformes, Sinipercidae. Bases 36 to 1877 code for a protein of 613 amino acids.